This is a messenger RNA of Galdieria sulphuraria, 1183 nucleotides long. RefSeq lists its product as uncharacterized. The record is from RefSeq and is a predicted model, not a curated record. The transcript has a single exon. The coding region runs from base 118 to 1044 and encodes 308 amino acids. NCBI's taxonomy places the organism in Eukaryota, Rhodophyta, Bangiophyceae, Galdieriales, Galdieriaceae.
GCGUGAAAGCUAUGGUAAAAACAAGCUUUCGACGAGUAUUAUGAACUAUUUGCUGUAGACUUUGACGCACUCAAAUUAUGCAUCUGCUUGCAAACAUUUUUGCUUGUUAGCUUAGUUAUGGCGACUACCUUAUUGACUGUUCUGCUGUUGCUAAAAAAUUGGUACGAGCUGGAGUAUUAUGCGAAGCAGGUUGCCGUGGAUACUGAUGUUUCCGUAUCCAAAGAAGUAGAUUUUCGUUUAGGAACUUGUAUUGAACUUCGGAAGUGGCCAAUAACAGGCUUCAAACACUUGAUAGAAGAAAUAAGAUUGUUUAGUGAAUUAUAUGGCGAAGACUUUGAGAGAGUUUCAAACUAUACAAAUAUUGAAGAUAACGUUUUGGAAGAUUCCUGUUUCCUUAGGCAUGCGAGGAAAUAUCAGUCUCCAAAUGGGGUUCUAUGGCCUCGACGCCACUAUCACUUUCCAGAUUGGUUUCGUAAUGAUACGAUACCUUGGAAUGAGAAGAAAGAUAUUUUGUUUUGGAGAGGUAGUGCGACAGGCCCUAUUUUGGAUGAAGAAGAAGUAGCAGGAAAGUCCAAUAGAAGGAAAAUAGUUGAGUUGUUGCAGUCAUUGAAUCGUUCGGAUAUUGAUGCUGGAUUUAUUGCACUGCUUGAUAAGGAAGAGAAAUAUGGUCAUCUUUGGAAAGAACCUGUACCUCAGGAAGGCAUUUUUCAAUACAAAUAUGUUUUAAAUAUAGAAGGAAAUGAUUUGAGUAGCAACUUUCCACAAGCGCUAUAUUCCUGGUCGUGUCCCUUCCAUCCAUAUCCUUUUUCUGUCGAAAGUGUAUACUUCCGUAGCUUGAGACCUUGGCAACAUUUCAUUCCACUCUAUCUCAAUGGUUCGGAUGUGGUUGAGAAGCUCCAGUUUUGCAAAGACAAUGAAAAGUUCUGUCGUCAAGUUGGAGAGAAUGGCAGAAAGAUGAUGGAGAAGUUUAUGAAUGAAAGCUUUUGUCAUGAAAUCAAUCGACAAGUUUUGAUACGGUUAAGGAAUGUGCCUUUACAGAGCUAGAAGUAGAGGAUGAUGGAAUUUACGAAAUCAAGUUGUGUUAUUUGUUAUUAAUCUAUGUUAAAAACGUAAAAUUAAAGGUCUUUCACUCCUUUAACAAAUUUUCGACAAGAAGCUUUUUAAUAAAACUGAACGAAACAAG